Molecule: messenger RNA, 1801 nt
Organism: Durio zibethinus
Lineage: Eukaryota; Viridiplantae; Streptophyta; Magnoliopsida; Malvales; Malvaceae
Product: ribosomal RNA-processing 7 protein
Biological process (GO): rRNA processing; ribosomal small subunit assembly
Cellular component (GO): UTP-C complex; CURI complex
Source: RefSeq, a predicted model, not a curated record
AAGCCCAACCCUUUAGUGCCCUAAUAGAGAAUUAGAAACCCUUUUCUCUAUCUUCUUCACCAAAGCUGCUGCUACUAUUUGAAGUCCUUGAGCGAGAUGCCCUUAUCACACCUUCUAGCCUAAGCGAAACGAGCCCCUCUCUUUUUUUUUUUUAUAUAUAUUUACUUGAAUGUAUGAGUUACAUUUAUCGAUUUCUUUUUUGGCCAUUGGUUAAGUUUUUCAAUUUGUAUAUAUAAAAGAUAUAUUCUGUCUCCUUUUAAUUUCAGAGAAAAAAUUGAAAAUUUGAAGAAGAAAAAGUCUAGUAUGAAGAAGAAGAAGGGAAAUAGAGAGAAGGCUAAUGUCGUUGAUGAUGGCGAAGCCGUUCAAAUGGUGGCAAAUUUAAUUACAACGAAAGAAGAAAAGAAAAAGGAUAAAUCAAGCAAGAAGAAAAGAAAAAGUCAGGAAAAAAAUAAUGCCUGUGUUGGAAUUGAUCAGCUUGGUGAUGAGUAUGAAGACCAUCUUCAAAAACAAAAUGGCAAAUAUAAGAAAGAUAGGAAAAUGAAAAAGAAGGACCACAGCUCAUCGAGGGAGAGUGAACAAUUGGUGGAAAUGAGUAAAGCUGUUGAUGAGGAUGAAGUAUAUGAAAUACCUUCAGGGGAUGAAGACUGCUCUAAAGGAAUGAAAAAAUGGCUUACCAAGUACCACCAAAGUAGGCCUGGGUUGAAAGUAUUGCAACAAAGAAUUGAUGAUUUUAUAAUCGCGCAUGAGACAAAACUUGAACAGGAAAGAAAAGAAAAAGAAGCUCGCCUUACAGAAGGGGGAUGGAUACUUGUUGAACAUCAUAAAGGAAGAAAAAAAACCACAGACUCUGAAAGUGGAACUACAGUGGGCUCUGUUUCCCAGGCUGUUGUGGAGGAGAAAUUAGCCAAGAAGAAGAGCAAAGAGCUCUUUGAUUUUUACCGGUUUCAAAAAAGAGAAGCCCAGAAGAAUGAACUUAUGAAGCUGCAGAGCAAAUUUGAGCAGGAUAAAAAGAGGAUCCAACAGUUGAGGGCUGCUAGGAAGUUUCGACCUUACUGAGUGCAACCAAACCCUUAUAAAGAACCAAGAGUUUUUAUGGAGGGCAAAACCACAGUUCUAUUCAUCGAAGCCCGCGGGUUGGCUUGGCCUAGUUAUGGCUCUCUAGUAUAUUAUGCACGUUUCCGGUUGAUUAUAGGUGUAGAAUUUGUCCAUUUUCGUUGUGCAUGACCUUGUUGGGAUAGUCAUAUCCUACACUGCUCUUCAAUUUAUUGGCAAACCAAAAUGAUUGUAAUUGGAUUGCUCAUUUUUCAUUUUGAAUCACAUUGAGUUAGGAAACUAAGAGAUGGAAGGAAGAUAAGUAGCAUCGUCCCAUUAGAAAAUCAUGUCAUACGUGGGGAAGCAUUUGUAGAUAUCAACAACUGCUGUCUCUGUUUAUGUUGCUGCUUUUUAUUUGAGGAACUAAAUUCUGAAACAUGGUAAACAAUAAGUUGCAUGGAGCAUCAUUUUGACGGGGAAAAAUCUCUUUCACUUUAUAUUGUUAAUACAAUCACAAGGUUGUUGGGGCCAAACAAAGUUGGUCGUCAACUUCAAGCAAAUAAUCUGUAUUUCUCCGUCAUGAAGCAACUAUCUUAGCAUCUAUACAUCAAUGUGCCACAUUGCCAAUGUCCAUGGAUUUAUAUAUCUUGGGUGUAGCCUUUAUGCUUCUAUGCACUUGCAAUUGUUUUCCUUUUAGGGAAAAAGAGAUCAAAUGAGAAAAGAUUUCUUCUUAAAUGGACAGCUCAAUUGAGGUUGCUUUCAUCUGCAC